Messenger RNA from Hemisphaericaspora subhashii, 3921 nucleotides. RefSeq names its product MRX complex DNA-binding subunit (gene RAD50). Lineage: Eukaryota; Fungi; Ascomycota; Pichiomycetes; Serinales; Debaryomycetaceae. The transcript has a single exon. The coding region runs from base 1 to 3921 and encodes 1306 amino acids. Gene Ontology annotation, cellular component: Mre11 complex; nucleus; condensed nuclear chromosome. Gene Ontology annotation, molecular function: G-quadruplex DNA binding; ATP hydrolysis activity; single-stranded telomeric DNA binding. Gene Ontology annotation, biological process: telomere maintenance via telomerase; double-strand break repair; telomere maintenance via recombination. The record is from RefSeq and is a predicted model, not a curated record.
AUGUCCAGUCUAUAUAAACUAUCAAUCAAAGGUAUACGUGCCUUUGAACCAGAAACAGAAGAGACAAUUCAAUUUGGAUUUCCUUUAACGUUAAUAUGUGGACAGAAUGGUUGUGGGAAAACCACCGUGAUUGAAUGUUUGAAAUAUGCGACCACUGGAGAUCUACCUCCAAAUUCCAAAGGUGGCGCAUUCGUACAUGACCCUAGUCUUUCUGGAAGAUCAACAGUAACUGGUCAGAUCAAAUUGGCUUUCCGAAAUGUGAAUGGUAAAUCUAUGAUAACUACGAGAAGUGUCCAACUUAGUAAAAAACAAGGUAGAGGAGGUGCCGCGUCACUUACUUUCAAGACAUUAGAAGGUCAAUUAGCAUUAAUUGAUAAAGGAGAGAAAGUCAGUAUCUCUACUAAGAAUGCUGAAUUGGAUGGACAAACUCCGAUUUAUUUGGGUGCAUCAAGGGCAAUUUUGGAUUAUGUUAUAUUUUGUCAUCAAGAUGAAAGUCUUUGGCCAAUGAGUGAAGCUUCGUUGUUGAAGAAACGUUUUGAUGAUAUAUUCGAAGCAUCUAAGUUUACUAAAGUUUUGGAUAAUUUGAAAUCGAUCAAAAAGGAAAUGGCAACUGAUAUUAAAUUGAUUGAACAAAGUGUGAGACAUUUAAAGAUUGAUAAGGAUAGAGCACAAAAGGUUCAAGAUAAAUUAAAAGCCAUGAAUGAGUCAGUAGAUCGGUUUAAUGAAGAAAUCCUUGACCUUAAUAUCAAAAUAGAAAAAAAGGAAAAGGAAGCAGAUAAUUUAUUUGCCUCAAAUCAGGAGUUUCAAAGAACAUUGAGUGAUUAUGAGAAUUUAGUAAUCAAAAGAAAAUCAUUAGAAGAACAGAUAGAAAGGAUGAAAUCAAACUUGACUAUUUUAUCAGAUUCUGAUGAAGAACUAAUGCACAAACAACAGAAUUUCUCAAAUAUAACUGCUGAGAAGAAAGACAAGAUCGAAGAAUUGCAAAUGGAACAAGAUGAAUUAAAUGAAGAAUUGAAAUCUAAGACAAAUGAAUAUAAUGAAUUGAUUAGAAUUGACGGGUCCUUGAAGUCUAAAAAAGCACAAUAUGAUAAAAAUUUAGGAGAGAUUUCAACAAUUAUCCAGAAUAAUUCCACCGCAUUCGACGUUCAGUUAUCAGAUGAUAUAUCCAGCAAUAUCACUACAUUCAAAAAGGCAAUUGAGAGAAAACAUAAGAAAGUACUUGGCGACCAAAAGAAAUUAUUAACCGAGAAUAAAUCAAAAGAAUCCGAAAAACAGUCACUCGUCCAAGAGAUGUUAAACUCGUUAUCAAGAGAAGAACAACAUCGAGAAUAUAUUUCUAAUGAUUUAACGGCGGCGAAUUUGAAACUCAAUUCAUUAAGAAGACAAUUAGAAUCUCGUGAUAAUGAUGAAAGUGAACUAGAUUCAAAGAAACUUGAACUUGAAACCACUAGCAAAAAGCUAGAUGAAAAGAAGAACCUGAACGAGAUUAAAGAUCUUGAUUUGAAGAUAGAUGAGGGAAAUUAUGAGAUAUCAAAAUUAGAAUUUGAAUUAGAUGAAUUAGCCAAAAAGCUUUCAAUGAGUAAUAAGCAAUCUGAUUUGAGAUCAAAGAUAACAUAUUUGCAAGAUUCUCUUUCAUCAAGAAAAGAAUCAGUUAAUAAGCUUAUCGCUUCGAUUGGUGGUGACUAUGAGAAAUUGGUUGGGACCAAAUUGGAUGGAGAUUCUACUGAUAUUCAAUUGAAUGAUAAGAUUCGCUCGCUUGAAGAAAAGUUCGAGGAAAAGCAAUCUAAAGUAAUAUCCUUAAAAGGUGAAGUCGAAACCAACAAACUGUUAAUGGAAGCAAGCAAAAAAUCUAAAGAAGUAAACUUGAGUAAAAUGCAGGAUCUCAAAGCAAACAUCACCAAAGUCAUCGAAGAGGAUGAAAUUUCAACUUAUGAAGAAGUGGUAGAGGACUUAGAAGAGAGUUAUGGAAACGUGAUGGAAGAUGUUAGCACCUCUGAAGUUACCAAACAAUUCAAUAUUACUGCAGUUUCUAUAGCAGAGAAAAACCAACAUUGUUUGUUGUGUAAGAGAUCGUUUGAAGGUGAUAGUCUUCAAAAGUUUAUCAAUGAAUUGAAGCAAAGCGUGGACGAAAAGAAGAUUAAGGAAAUUAAUGACCAAGCACAAGAAAUAAAACAAGAACUUGAUGGCGUAAAGGCGAUCAAUACGGAUAUUCUUAACUAUAGGGAAUGUGUAGGUCAAGCUGCUGAAAUAGGUAAGCGAAUUCAAGAUUUGGAAUUGCAAUUAGGUUCGUUGAGCGUGGAUUUGCAGAAAGAGGUAUCUGAGUUAGAAACGAUAAAGUCUUCCUUGGAUCAAGCUAUUCUUUUAAGAAAACCUUUGACCGAAUUAAUGAGAUUAAAUGCUGAGAUUAGCGACUUGAGAAAACAAAUUGCAGAUUUGAGUGACGAGCUUAAUGAUUUUGGAAGCGCUAUAUUGUCAAUAAGUGAAUUGCAAGGUUUACAACAAGAAAAGAACAACAAGAUUAAGGAAGCUAGACAAGAUGUCACAAAGUUUACGGAAUCCAAAUAUGUCGUACAAAGAGAAAUUCAAAGAUUAGAAAGCAAAGUUAAGGACGUUCAGUUGCAAAUCAGCAAUCUAGAAAAAUCUCUUUCAGAAGUAACUAAUAUUAAGAAUUCGAUUUUGGAGAUUGAGAGAUCUAGUGAAAAGAAUCAAGGAAAGAUGGAAAGUAUUGAUGCUAGUGUGAAAGAAUUAGAAAUUGAGAAGGAGAAGCGUAUCAAAUCUUUACAUGAGGCUCAAGAAAAGAUUAGAAAAUCGGAACUAGAGAUGGAAACCGAAGUGGAGUCUAUUCUGCAACUAUUCAAUUCCUACACUCUGCUCCAUGAGGUGAUAACCGACUUUGAGACGACAGGGGUUUCCGCAUUAGAAGAAAACAAUACGCGUAUGGAGGAGGUAUCAAAUAUCCUUGAAGACUUAAAUAAGAGAAUCCAAGUUAUCGUGCAAGACAUAAAAGCAUUGGAGAAGGAAGUGUUUGAUGCAUCAGCAAUUGAAAGAAACAUCAUUGUAAAUAUAGAUUACCGCGUCCAACUUAACAAAUUGGAUGAGACCGAUUUUCAACUAAAUUCAAUGGAUAUCGAAAAUGCGCAAACCAAAAAGGAAGAAUAUCAAGAAAUGUCCAAGCGAUUAAGACAAGAAAUAUCCGAUUUAACUUCCAGACAUGCAGGGAAAACCGGUGAAGUUAAACAAAUCCGAGAUCAAAUCAAAGGGCUCCAAAAAGAAUUAGAAACAGAAUACAAGAAUGUGAAUCAAACAUAUCACGAAGAAUGGAUUAAAUUGCAAACAAAUAUGCUUGUUUCGAAUGAUAUUCAAAAUUACUCAAAGGCAUUGGAUAAUGCAAUUAUGAAAUACCAUAGUCUUAAAAUGGAAGACAUCAAUAGGAUUCUUGGAGAAUUAUGGUCUCAGACUUAUAAGGGGUCAGAUAUUUCCACCAUUGCCAUCAAGAGCGAUGUCAAUUUACAAGCUAAAGGAAACCGGUCAUACAAUUACCGUGUAGUUAUGGUUAAGAAUGCAAGUGAAUUAGAUAUGAGAGGUAGAUGUUCAGCAGGUCAAAAGGUUCUUGCAAGUAUACUUAUUAGACUAGCAUUAGCUGAAUGUUUUGGAGCUAAUUGUGGUAUGAUUGCUUUAGAUGAACCAACUACGAACUUGGAUCUGGAAAAUUCGGAAGCUUUAGCCGAGGCUUUGAAUCAUAUUAUUGAAUAUAGAAAAGAACAACUGAACUUUCAAUUAAUCGUUAUUACUCAUGAUGAAAAAUUCUUGACUCAUAUUAAAGGUGACCGUUUCACUGAUCAUUUCUAUAGAAUCCAACGAGAUGAAAGUAACAAAUCUAGGAUCUAUAGUUUACCAAUUGGUAGAAUUCAAGAAGCAUAG